AUGCGAGAAGCAAGUGAUCGUUGGGGUCUAGAUGUCACUGAGUUUGCUUCGCUUGUCUUUCCAGAGGGUCGAUCCAAGAUCAUGGAGGAGACCAAAAAAUUGACGGCUGCCAGGAUAUCCAAAGGUCAUAUUGGCGAACGGAUAUCAAAGUAUGAACGUAACACUUUGCGUGAUCAGCAAGCGAGGGAAGUGCUCGGUCAGAGGACUAAUCAUAGAUCUUUGACUCGAGGCCGCCUCUCACCAAACCCACAUCUUCACAAAGACUCUAAGGGUAUGAGUGAAGAAGAAAAAGAAGACUCUAUGCCUCUCUGGAUGAAACAUAAAUUGGCGAUUAAAGAGAAACUGUUAGGGAAGGCAUGGAUCCCACAGAAGAGGAUCAGUAGACAAGCUAUGGAGGAGGUUCGAUAUCUCCGUAAGCAAUUUCCAGAAGAAUGGACUACUGAUAAAUUAGCCAAACAUUUUAAUAUUUCAAGUGAAUCGGUGAGGAGAAUUUUAAGGACAGAUUUCCAACUCAGUCCUGAGCGUGUAGCUGAGCAGGAUGAAGCCAAGGAGCGGAUGAGAAAGGAAAAGGUUGCUGCUGCGCUUGAACGCCUUAAAACUGAGCGACAUGCUCGUUGGCUGGAGAUAAAAGCAGAACGUCGACAGAUGCGACUAAGUCGAAAUCCACCUGUAGAAGGUCGAAUUAAACUUGGAGCGCCCAAGCGAUCCAUCAUUAAUGAAUAA
This is a messenger RNA of Lobosporangium transversale, 723 nucleotides long. RefSeq names its product Neugrin-domain-containing protein. The record is from RefSeq and is a predicted model, not a curated record. Lineage: Eukaryota; Fungi; Mortierellomycota; Mortierellomycetes; Mortierellales; Mortierellaceae. Bases 1 to 723 code for a protein of 240 amino acids. The transcript has 2 exons. Gene Ontology annotation, cellular component: nucleus.